GGCACAUUUCUGGGAGCAGGUUUAUUUUUUUUGUAUGUGUAUUUCUGGGAUCUAUCGGAUAUACAGUCAUGGGAAAUGCAGCAGGGAACAUGGAGAUACCUCAGGGGAAGGAGGGCAAGGCGGCGGCGGCCCCUCUGGGCUCCACGGGCUCCCAGAAACAAACCAAGGGGCGGAAACUCCCGAUGCCACCUGAAGAAGAGCUGGAGCGACGCUUCAGCGCAGUGCUGAACACGAUGAAUCUCCCUCCAGACAAGGUGAAGAUCCUCAGUCAGUAUGACAACGAGAAGAAGUGGGACCUGAUCUGUGACCAGGAGAGGUUUCAAGUGAAGAAUCCACCGUCCGCUUAUUUGGAGAAGCUGAAGAGUUACCUGGAUCACGGAGGAGUCAGUCGAAAGUUUAAGAGACGUGUCCAGGAAUCCACUCAGAUCCUGAGAGAGUUGGAGAUUUCCCUGAGGACCAAUUAUAUCGGCUGGGCUGAGGAGUUCCUAAACGAGGAGAACCAAGGCUUAGAUGUUCUUGUGGACUAUCUGUCCUUUGCCCACAGUGCUGUCACGUAUGACGCAGACUCUUUGGACAACGGCUCGCUGCCCGCAGACAAAAGCAAAGCUACGGACAAGUCAGCGGAGGAUCUGAGCAGAAGUGCCAGUAACUCGCCCACUCACAGUGCCUCGAAGGCCAGUAAGGCCUUCACAGUCAGUCUGGGUUCAACCUGGUGAUGAAGCAUCCCUGCUGUGUCAACGAGAUCACACUCAGCCUCAACAACAGAAACCCGAGGACCAAAGCACUGGUGCUGGAGCUGCUGGCGGCCGUGUGUCUGGUGAGAGGAGGCCACGACAUCAUCCUCUCCGCCUUCGACAACUUCAAAGAGGUGUGUGGAGAGAAAAGUCGCUUUGAGAAGCUCAUGGAGUAUUUCUGCAAGGAAGACAGCAACAUCGACUUCAUGGUGGCCUGUAUGCAGUUCAUCAACAUUGUGGUCCACUCAGUGGAAAACAUGAACUUCAGGGUCCACCUGCAGUACGAGUUCACUCGUCAUGGGCUGGACGACUACCUAGAGACGCUGAAGUUCACAGAGAGCGACAGACUGCUGGUGCAGAUUCAGGCCUAUCUGGACAACGUGUUUGAUGUGGGAGCUCUGCUGGAGGACGCAGAGACCAAGAACGCUCUGCUGGAGCACAUGGAGGAGCUGCAGGAACACAACACACAGUUGAGCAGCAGGCUUCAGGAGAGCGAGAGGGAGGCGAUGGAGAAAGUCUCCGACUUGGAGAAGAAGCUCAUUCAGACCACAAAAGAAGUGGAACUCCUGAAGGAGAGUCUGCGUGAGUCCUGCGCCCAGGUGACCCUCCUGCAGCAGCGGGAACGAGAGAGGGAGCUCGAGCGAGAGGGGGAGAGAGAGAGAGAGCGGGACAAGGACCGAUCCACCGAGGCCCUCAGGGAGCUGGAGGUUAAAGUCCAGGCUCUGGUGGAGCAGGGGCUGGUCCGAAUGGAACGCUCCCCUUCCGGACACCUGGACAUCCAGGUGGUCCCCGUCAUCCAGCAUGUGAUACAGAAAGCUAAAGACGAAGCAGACUCCGGUAAUGACCACAAGGCCGACGCCCCCCUCCUCUCUGAGGGUCCUCUGCAGUCUGCGACAGUGCAAACUGCUCCUCCACCUCCUCCUCCUCCUCCUCCACCUCCAGGCUCAACCAGAACUCCUCCUCCUCCGCCGCCACCACCGCCAGCGGCUCCUCCACUCCUGCUGCCUCCUGGAGGUGGUACGACCCAGACAUCAGGGGACGGGAGCUCAGGUUGUAAAACUAAGAAGUCCAUUCAGACCAAAUACCGCAUGCCGCUGUUAAACUGGCAGGCGCUCAAAUCCAACCAGGUGACAGGAACCAUCUUCAACGAGCUGGACGACGAGCAAGUCUUAGAGGAGCUCAACAUGGCGGUUUUUGAGGAGCAGUUUAAGACCAAGGCCCAGUCCACGCCUGUAAACCUGGGUACCCUCAAGAUGAAAAUGGCCCACAAGACCCCCAGUAAAGUAUCUCUAAUGGAGCCCAACAGGGCCAAAAACCUGGCUAUCACCCUGCGCAAGGAAGGAAUGGCUGCAUCUGAUAUCUGCUGUGCAAUAGAGACGUACAACCAGAGAGCUCUGAGCCUGGACUUCCUUGAGCUCCUGGAGCGUUUCAUCCCCACAGAGUACGAAAUGAAGCUCAUCCACAACUACGACUGCGAGGGCAGGCCCCUGGACGAGCUCAGCGAGGAGGACCGCUUCAUGGUGCGCUUCAGCAAGAUCCCGCGGCUUUCCCAGCGCAUCAGCACUCUCACCUUCAUGGGCAAUUUCCCCGAGAGCGUCCAGCUCAUACAGCCCCAACUGAAUGCCCUCAUCGCCGCCUCGAUGUCGAUCAAAUCUUCCAGAAAGCUGAAGAAAAUCCUUGAGAUCAUCUUGGCGUUUGGAAACUACAUGAACAGCAGCAAACGAGGGGCAGCGUACGGCUUUCGCCUGCAGAGUUUAGAUUUGCUGUUAGACACCAAAUCUACCGACCGUAAGCAGACAUUGCUGCACUUCAUCGCCAGCAUCAUCCAGGAGAAAUACCCGGAGUUCCAGUCCUUCUACACAGAGCUGCACUUCCUGGACAAGGCGGCGCUGGUGUCUCUGGACAGCAUUCUGCAGGACGUGAGAGCUCUGGAGAGAGGCAUGGAGGUGACCAGGAGGGAGUUCUCCGUAGAAAAAGACAACCCGGUGCUGCAGACGUUCCUCAGCAGGAACACAGAGCUGCUCCACUCGCUCAUAGCUGACGGAAAAACUGCCCAGGAUGUGUACGACUCAGCUGUGGAGUACUUCGGAGAGAACUCUAAAACCACUCCGCCCUCCGUGUUCUUCCCUGUUUUUGUCAGGUUCAUCAAAGCAUACAAGCAAGCUGAGCAGGAGAACGAGCAGAGGAAGAAACACGUCCUGAACUGCGAAACGCCGUCAACUCCACCUAAACCUGAAGUCACUGGGAACAAGGUUCCUGUGACGUCCAAACUGCCUCAGAUGGAUCUGAUAGCGGAGCUGAAGAGGAGGCAGGUGUCUCCUCUGGUGAGGGAGGGGAAGGAUGGAGCCAUCGAGGACAUCAUCACAGAUUUAAGGAACCAGCCGUACAGACGGACAGACGCCGGCCGACGCAGCGCCAAGUGGAAACCGGGACAACAGCUCCACGUGUCCUCAGACAUCUCGCUCUGAAAGCUACACACCAAGACUGAAAGCUAGAAAAGCACAAAAGAUCAGACGUUCAAACUCACCGUGGCAACGAGGUCGCUCUCUCGUGCAUGUUUGAGAAUGCAGAGGUGAAAAUGCAUGUUUCCAACAGACACAAACAUCAAUCUGAACAACUGAACACGGUCUGAUACAGCGAGGCACCUUUCUGAAUAAAGUAUAAAGCUGGAUGAUUGUAGAAACGCUCUGUGAUUUGAAUAAUCGAAUGUUAAAGAGAGUGAAUAUUAGCGGCACUUGAUGCUAACGACACUGGAUGUCUUCUGAGCUCGUUAAGACAAUUACACAGAAGAGUGCUUCAUUAACGCGGCUCAGAGCGAGAAGUGACUCUCCAACGACGGACAGACCACUCGUAAAUCAUUUUGAUAGCUUUCUUAAAAAUGCUUAAAAAAAAAAAGACGUGAUUUUUUAAUUGGUUUUAUUUUAAAUAGAAUAUUAAUCACCAUCACUCUGUCCUCCAGUAGGUCUCUCAAAAUUUAGAUUUGUAAUAUAUUUAAAUUAUUUUUAAUACUGAAGUGUACGAAUGAGGAACUUCUACUCUGCUUCUGCAUUUCAACAAAUAAAACA
Morone saxatilis (striped sea-bass) is the source of this 3799-nucleotide messenger RNA. It is a transcript of the gene fmnl1b, whose product is annotated as formin-like 1b. Lineage: Eukaryota; Metazoa; Chordata; Actinopteri; Moronidae. Gene Ontology annotation, biological process: regulation of cell shape; cell migration; cortical actin cytoskeleton organization. Gene Ontology annotation, molecular function: actin filament binding; small GTPase binding. Gene Ontology annotation, cellular component: cytosol. The record is from RefSeq and is a predicted model, not a curated record.